UAGACAUAAAAUACAUUUUCUCAUCAGAAAAUUCAUAAUAUGUUAGUUAAAAUACACAUUUUUAGUCGUAUCCCCAGGUUUUCCCUCAGUCCUGUUACCGUGACACAUUCCCCCCUCUAAAAAUUGCGGACACUCCACAAGUCACAUGAUCAAUAGAAAGCAGCAUCAUUUGAGUCUCCUGAAGGCCAUGGGAAGAACAAAAGUUGUGACAGCCAUGUUGGCAGUGUGUUUGAGGCUGCUUUUGCUCCUCCCCCUGGUUUGCUGUGUCCCCCCCCUCUCCAGACCUCCUUCCAGACUCUGCAGACGUUGCUGCGAUCACUCUGAGCCUUCAGCAGCUGCGGCCCAAUACCAGAUGCCAGAGGUCCGCACUGUCAUCAACAUGACCAUCCUCAAAGGUGAUAAAGGGGACAAAGGGGAUAAAGGUACACCCGGAAAACCAGGUCUGGAGGGACCCCACGGGCACCGGGGACCCAUGGGCCCUAAAGGCAGCAAAGGCCAGGCAGGAGCCCCGGGAGACGCCUGCAAGAUACCUCACUCUUCCUUCUCAGUGGGACGUCGCAAGUCCCUGCACAGCGUGGACUACUACCAGGCUCUGGUGUUCGACACGGUGUUCGUCAACCUCCACGAGCACUUCAACAUGUUCAAGGGCAAGUUCUACUGCUACGUGCCGGGGAUCUACUUCUUCAACGUCAACAUCCAUACCUGGAACUUUAAGGAGACCUACCUCCAUCUGAUGCACAACGAUAAGGAGCAGGUGAUCCUGUACGCUCAGCCCAGCGAGAGGUCCAUCAUGCAGAGUCAAAGCGUCAUGCUGGAUCUGGCUCUUAAUGACGAGGUCUGGGUCCGACUCUACAAGAGGGAGAGGGAGAACGCCGUUUACAGCGAUGACGUGGAUGUUUACAUCACCUUCAACGGGUACCUGGUGGCACCUAGCGUCCAGUGAAAAUGGACGGGAUGAGGGAUGAGUGGAGUGGCAAAAUCUCUGUGUCGGAUUAUUUCGUCUUUUUUGCCGUGGAUACUGCUUUAUGCCAAGAGAGGAGAACUAAUACAUGACAUUACAAGUUUGGUGCUUAUUAAAUAUUCAUUCCAUCCGGGAGAGGAACAUGCUGUGUUUUCUUAAAUGAGGACUUCCCUUAAAAAAUCUUAAAACUAAAAGGAACCAUAAUAUAGUGAAAGGUAGCACAGCACAUAAUUAGGAAAGAAAGUCAUUACUUCCUUUGCACUAGAAAAAACUGUUGUACAAAGUAAAUCAUUUUUCCUACUCCUGUGCUGUGCUAGUUUUCCCUCUUGGAUUACUCCUUUCAGGGACUUUGUGUAAAAACACAAGUUAAAUCAUUUAUCAGGAAUCAUAAAUCUGUGUAAUUACUUUAUAUAUCUGUACUAUGACGGUUCUAAACGUGCAUAGAGUUUCUGUCAGAUUAAAAUGUGUUCAGACAGAUUGCUGUCUUUAACAAAUGUUUCCUUUGUGCCUCUCAGAAGAACACUUAGCUUUAAAGGGUUUGUUCCCCUAAAUUGCAAAAACACAUUCUCCCACUAACCCCUAAUGGUGCAGAUAGUUUCAGUUUUAUUUGCUGAAGCGUUGCUGAAAUUUUUCCCACCACCUUGAUAUAAUAGUGCCACACAGCGAAACAUUAAAAUACUGCAGGAAAUUUGAAACCAUGCCCAAAACCUCAGAGCACGGCCCUGCAUGUUUCAAGUUUGAUGUGAGGAUGUUCCUAUUGGUCCCACAUGAGUGUAGGAGUAAGGAUGUUGUCUUAUCCUGUUUCGCUGACCUGGAGGAAGUGGUUUCACUCACCGUCCGUCAAACGCCCAGCAAUAGUGACUGUUUCAGGAAGGCCUCUUCUGGCAUAGGCCUGCUUUUCUCUGGAGCUUCUCUUCUCAGUUCAGGUUUUGUUUUAUGGUUCAAGACAUAGAUGGUAAAACAUUAAACUGAUACAUAGUCUAAAACAUUUAAUCAAACACUUCAUUCUCUCUGUAUUAUCUCAACAUUGCACACCUCAACAUCUCUACCGUUGCUGAUGUCUUCGAGGUGUGUGGUGGCUAAUUACAAGUCAGACCCUUCUUUUCAUGUGCAGCGUUAAUUCCAACUUUUGAAUCUCUUCCUACACACACCCUAAUCUACUAAACUAAAGGACUCAAUUAUAGAGAUGAAACGAAAUUUUGUUUGGGGUGCUGAAAAAAAAAAGCUAAUCUCUUUCCGUGAUGUGGUUACUCUGGAAAAUCUGCACCGUCAACAGUUUUUAUUGGAACUAUUUUCCACUGAAGAAAUAGUCUCAAUGAAAACUGUGUUGAAUCUCUAAACACCAAAAAUAUCUGCAUAGGUAGGUUUAGGUGGAAAACAUAACACUUUUUUGUGAUUUGGGUGAACUGAUUCUUUAAACAUGAACAUUUCCCAACAUAUUACAAUGAAAUUUUAAGGUGCUUUAUGACAAAAUGCAGGAAUGCAUUAGGAUUUAAAGAUUUCAUAUUAUGUAGUCUUACAGAGACUCCAAACUGCAGAGCAGUUUAUGUAAAUAGCUGUAUAAUAACUGUCUUUAUAGCUUAAAUCUGUGCUUCCGCUCAUGCUGUUGGGACUGGACUAUACUGUAUAUGUUUGUGUGUGUUUGUAUAUGUUAACAAUAUUCCCUCCUUUAAAGCAUUGCUAACCAAAUCUGUCUUUGUUCUGUUUGUUCUGUAACCUAAAAGUUUUCAUAUAUUUCACAAAAUCAUGAGCCUUUACAAAAAGGUCACUUGUUUAGCCACAAAGCACUUGCACAUUGUCAUUUCUGCAGGAGAAUUUUCUCUACCCUUCUAAUUCUUUACAAAUUACACCAUGCAGCAUAGGACUUGGCUCACAAAUAAACCGCUCAGUCCUAUGAGGACAUGGUAUUUGAGAUUUAACCCCCAAAAUUGGCUAACUCUCUAAAACAAACAAACAAACUAGAAAACAAAAAACCCAGCUCAAACUGUCAGAGACAGAGAUGGGUCUGCAGCAUGCCAGCUCCAUCUGUUUGGCCAUAUCUCUCCCAUUAGCUGUAAUACCGUCCCCAGGGAGGUUUUGCUAGAGGAAAAGCAGACUGCAGUGUUGUAAAUACUUUAAGCCUUGAGUGGAGUUCUGAAAAGCUCUAUUGGGAAACAAAGCAGGACAUCUGAAGAGUUUCCUGAAUUGCCAGCCCAGACUGGUGGAGGCUGUUCCAGCAUGGACAGUAGACAAGCUCUUAGUUUGAAUAAGAACUGGUUGAACCAGCAUUUCACUUGACCUAGUUUAGGUUUGUCUUAGUUUUAUCAUUAAAAACUUGACAAGUGAAGUGAGCAAACAUGAAUCAACAGAUUUGUGCAGGUGAUAAAAAACCACUCCACCUCAAAAACAAUGAAAUGCAACAUUAGAGUGCAAAGUGGUAGAAAACAACGACAAAAAAUGCAUCAAGGGAACCAAAUGAAUUGAAACCAAACAUGACAAAAAUCAACCCUUAAAAAUAAAAUAAUAAUAAUAAAUCAUUGUAAAACAAGUGUAUGUCCAAAUCUUUUAAACAUAUUUGUGCUCUCUUUGUUGCUCAUUGAAAAUAACAAGUGCACUUUCACAGUCAGCUUCGACGAUCAGCCUAAUUAACUCAACUUUUACAAGACUGCUGAAAACAACCAGCCAGGUUCAGGCUGUUUCACUUGUUCUUAUUAAACAAUAAACAAGUGGCAAGUGCUAAAUUCACUUUCAAUUAUCCCUGCUGGGUGUAAAACACUGGCUAACAAAGAGAAUAGAAGGAUUAUUGGUACAGUCGUUGUCUCCCAUCAACGCUCAGCCUGUGCACAGGGAUGCACAGAUAUUAAAGGAUGGGUUCACAAGUCUAUCUUAAAACAAUAGACAGGUGUCCGUAGGAACAUUGAUACAGGUUUUUCUUGCUGUAAUCAUUCCUCCUGCUCACACUGACCAUCAAAAGAUAACUUCCUAAUGUACCUUCGAUGUAUGUGAUGACAAAAUUCAGUCUUCGUUUUGUGCAAAAAUGUAUUCUGAAGUUUUUCUGAGGCUAAUAUGAAGCUUCAUCCAUCUGGAUUAGUAAAAUCAAGGGGAUAUCUUCCAAAGUUACAGUCUUUAAAUACCAAUCUCCCUUUUUGUUACUAUCCCGUCACUGCCACUUAACAGGAAACACUGUCCAAAGAAACCCAAAUGGGGAAUUCUAUACCAAAAACUUUGGAAGAUUUGCAUUUGAUUUGACUAAUUUGGGUGACUGAAGCAGAUCUGUAAAAAUCAGAUUUUGGCAGAUGCUAUUACCCAAAGCAACUUAACAUAAGAACUUUCAAACUUAACAUGAACAAGAGCUAUUGCAAGAGGUAUCGCAGCUCUCCCAAACACUACACUUCAGCACAUGUUGUUUGUUAGAAAUGAGAAGUACUUGUCUUGUAAAUGAAAAUGACAGUAUUAAUCCUAUUUUAACUAUGAGUUUCCUGCCAACUGCCUGUCCUUGGAGAAACAUACUAGAAAUCUGACAACUGCGGGGCCAGUGCUCUUUACUUUUCUUGUCUUUUGAUGCCUUUGAGCAAAGCAAUCCCUGUUCACAACCCUUAGUUAAACUGGUAAAUGAUAUUCUUCUCUGAGGUCACAUAGAAUGAAUUAUCCAAUUAGGCUUCGAUCAACUUUACAAUACUACAAGUUAUAUUACAUGUUUGUAGCAGUAUUAUGUUUAUUUUCCUGUCAGGUUAAUCACUUUCUCAGCUGCCCAAAAUGAUUCUCAGAACACCUUGAGGGUCUUUCCAAACCUCUUCCUGGGUGUCCUCUCACUCCCACAUUCACCAGUGAGCAAUUUUGAUGAAGGAUCUUUGUGUUUGGACAGGUUGUAGGCAAUGCCAGAGGCUUCAACUGCAUCUGUGCUGUGGUCUCAUGGUUAAACACACAGUUAAACACAUCAUACUUUUACACUGCUUUGGUAUUAUGUCAUUUUGAUGGCGACUAAAUGGGUACUGUUAACUGGAAAAUAAUGAAAUUACCAUUUUUACCAACAAGGGAAAAUGCAAUGCAAUAAAAUAAAAACUUACAACAAAUGAAUUGUUAAAAAUGUAGUUCUUCAACUAAAAGUUUAAAAGAAGUGGGCCUUAAAUCACUGUAAUUAAAUCCACAUUCAUUUUGCACAUGUUCAUGAUAUAAAAUGUGGAGAUUAAAGGAAUAGUUGGACAAUUUGUAAAACAUGCUUUUUCACUUUCUUGCCUAUAGACUUAGAUAAGAAGAUCAAUUCAGACUAUUCUGACUAUUGCCUAGACAAUUUUUUGGCACUUAAGCCCAUGAAACACCAUAACUUCAGAUUUAAUAUGUAUUAAUGAGUUUAAGAGGUGCUGGAAGGCAGAUUUUGUUACCGUUUCCCCCUGUUUCCAGUCUUUUUGCUAAGCUAAGUUAGCUGACUGCUGGUGGUAG
Molecule: messenger RNA, 5380 nt
Organism: Thunnus maccoyii (southern bluefin tuna)
Lineage: Eukaryota; Metazoa; Chordata; Actinopteri; Scombriformes; Scombridae
Gene: c1qtnf6b
Product: C1q and TNF related 6b
Exons: 3
Coding region: 146-943 (265 amino acids)
Molecular function (GO): protein binding
Source: RefSeq, a predicted model, not a curated record